GCGCUGGGUCCCGGGGCGCGCGGGCUCGUCGUCUGUUGACUAGUUACCUGGUCCCAUGGGAGCAGUGGGGUCGUCACCAAAGAGAUAAUGUCCCUGCCUCACGACUAGCUAUCUCUGACCUUGGGCCAGUGACUUCACCUUUGGAGAAAGAGAGAGCGCGAAAGAGAGAGGAUGUCUCUCUCAGAUUGGCACCUAGCGGUGAAGCUGGCUGACCAGCCACUUGCCCCAAAGUCUAUUCUUCGGUUGCCAGAGACAGAGCUGGGAGAGUACUCACUGGGGAGCUACAGUAUUUCAUUUCUGAAGCAGCUCAUUGCUGGCAAACUCCAGGAGUCUGUUCCAGACCCUGAGCUGAUUGAUCUGAUCUACUGUGGCCGGAAGCUAAAAGAUGACCAGACCCUUGACUUCUACGGCAUUCAACCUGGGUCCACAGUGCAUGUUCUGCGCAAGUCCUGGCCUGAGCCUGAUCAGAAACCAGAACCUGUGGACAAAGUGGCUGCCCUGAGGGAGUUCCGGGUGCUGCAUACUGCCCUGCACAGCAGCUCCUCCUACAGGGAGGCGGUCUUUAAGAUGCUCAGCAACAAGGAAUCUUUGGAUCAGAUCAUUGUGGCCACCCCAGGCCUCAGCAGCGAUCCCAUUGCUCUUGGGGUUCUCCAGGAUAAGGACCUUUUCUCUGUCUUCGCUGAUCCCAACAUGCUUGAUACGUUGGUGCCUACUCACCCAGCCCUGGUCAAUGCCAUCGUCCUGGUUCUGCACUCAGUGGCAGGCAGCACCCCGCUGCCAGGGGCUGACUCCUCUUCCCGGAGCAUGCCCUCCAGCUCAUACCGGGAUAUGCCAGGUGGCUUCCUCUUUGAAGGGCUCUCUGAUGAUGAGGACGACUUUCACCCUAGUGCCAGGUCCACGCCCUCUAGCAGCACACCCAGCUCCCGCCCAGCCUCCCUGGGCUACAGUGGAGCUGCUGGACCCCGGCCCAUCACCCAGAGUGAGCUGGCCACCGCCUUGGCCCUGGCCAGCACUCCGGAGAGCAGCUCUCACACGCCAACCCCUGGCACCCAGGGCCAUUCCUCAGGGACCUCGCCCAUGUCGUCUGGUGUCCAGUCAGGGACGCCCAUCACCAAUGAUCUCUUCAGCCAAGCCCUGCAGCAUGCCCUGCAGGCCUCUGGGCAGCCCAGCCUUCAGAGCCAGUGGCAGCCCCAGCUGCAGCAGCUGCGUGACAUGGGCAUCCAGGACGAUGAGCUGAGCCUUCGGGCCCUGCAGGCCACUGGCGGAGACAUCCAAGCAGCCCUGGAGCUCAUCUUUGCUGGAGGAGCCCCGUGAAUUCCCUGCUCCUCCUGAGCCCCUACAAACUGCCAAGGCAGCUGCCCACGGGAAGCACUCCUGAAGGUGCCCCAGCUCUCCUCUCCCCAAUACACCUGAUGGUCAACCUUC
Equus quagga is the source of this 1425-nucleotide messenger RNA. RefSeq names its product ubiquitin-like protein 7. The transcript has 11 exons. Gene Ontology annotation, molecular function: polyubiquitin modification-dependent protein binding. Lineage: Eukaryota; Metazoa; Chordata; Mammalia; Perissodactyla; Equidae. Gene Ontology annotation, biological process: ubiquitin-dependent protein catabolic process. Gene Ontology annotation, cellular component: cytosol. The record is from RefSeq and is a predicted model, not a curated record. Bases 172 to 1314 code for a protein of 380 amino acids.